GACCUCUCCUCCCUCCCAGCUGCUACAGUCCUGCUACUAUUCAUCCAUCUCAUCUCACUAGCAGCUUCUUCUCUCUCUCUCUCUCCAUGCCAGCCUAGCUAUAGCCAGUACUUAUCUCACUCCCACUCCUCGCAAUAUCUUCUUCUUCUUCCUCCUCAAUUUCCCCUUCUCUCCCCCCUUUUCCUCGCCGCUCCCGCUCCCACCCUUUCCAGGUGCGCAAGCGUUUCCACUAGCAGCAGCUGCUGCUGCGCUUCUUCAUGCAUGCACUGCUCAUGGCUCCGCACUCCCACAGUAGCUGCCGCCUAACAUCAACCCAGCAGUGAGUGAGGAGCUACCGCAGGAUUCCUGCUCAAUUCCCAUCUGCGGCGAGCGAGGGCCGGAGCCAUGCAGCAACCGGCCGACAUGCCGCCCUUCUCCCCGGCCGGCUGGCGUGGGCCCGCCGGGGCGCCCUCGCCCAUCAGCAGCCGCCCGCCCGCGCCGGCUCCGGCGCCAGCACAGCAACACCAGCACCAGCAGCAGAUGGACGAGCAGCACGGGGGGGCCGCGGUGAGCGGGUCUGGCUCGGGGAGCGUGGACGGCGGCGAGGAAGGCGAGCGCGGCGGGUCGUCGUCGGCGGCGGGCGGCAACCGGUGGCCGCGGCAGGAGACGCUGGCGCUGCUCAAGAUCCGGUCCGAGAUGGACGCCGCCUUCCGGGAGGCCGCCCUCAAAGGCCCGCUAUGGGAACAAGUCUCCAGGCGGCUGGCGGAGAUGGGGCACACGAGGAGCGCCAAGAAGUGCCGCGAGAAAUUCGAGAACGUCGACAAGUACUACCGCCGCACCAAGGACGGCCGCACCGGCCGUGGCGACGGCAAGACCUACCGCUUCUUCACCGAGCUCGAGGCGCUCCACGGCGCCUCCGCAGCGCACCACCCGCAGCCUGCUCACGUGGCCGUGGCGCCACCGGCCGCCCCAGCCGCGAGCACAAUUGGCGCGUACUCCGGCGUGCCCUCGGCGCCGCGUGUCCUCGCUCCAGAGCUGUCUCCGCCGCCUCUUCUCCUAACGCAACAGCCGGUGCCUACCGAGGCGGCUGCAUGCCUGACGACAACGACGGCGGCGGUGGGCGACGCGAGCUUCUCUGAUGACUCGGACGGGGAGGACACGGACGAGACGGCCGACGGCGGCAAGCGCAAGCGGCGGGGCGGGAGCUGGGGCCAUGGCGGCAAGGCCAUGAGGUUCUUCGAGGGGCUGAUGCGGCAGGUCAUGGAGCGGCAGGAGGCCAUGCAGAGCCGCCUCCUGGAGGCCAUCGAGCGGCGCGACCAGGACCGCAUGAUCCGCGAGGAGGCCUGGCGCCGGCAGGAGGUGGCGCGCCUCGCACGCGAGCAGGACGCGCUCGCGCAGGAGCGCGCCGUGGCCGCCUCCCGCGACGCCGCCGUCGUGUCCUUCAUCCAGAGGAUCACCGGGCAGAUCGUCCCCGUGCACGCGCCGCCAUCGUCCUUCCCCGCAAAGCCGGCCGCCACCGUCACCUCGGUCAAACCGCCGCCGUUGCAGCCGACGCCCGUCGCCUCCGUGGCACCUGCACCUCCCACGCCACGGCCGCCGGUUCAGGCGCAGCCGAACGUGACUACGCCAAUGAGAACACAACCGCAGACGCCGCCGCCGCAGCCACACGCAACGCCGACGGCGACAGAGCCACAGCCACAGACGCCGCAGACACAGAGCAAGGAGAUUGUCGUCCACGCGCCGGAGCAGCUGCCGGUGGACAUGGCUGGCGGGUGUACUGGCGGCGCGUCGCCGUCUCGGUGGCCGAAGGCGGAGGUGCACGCGCUGAUCCAGCUGCGGACGGAGAUGGAGACGCGGUACCAGGACACGGCGCCCAAGGGCCCGCUGUGGGAGGACAUCUCGGUGGGGAUGCGGCGGCUGGGCUACAACCGGAGCUCCAAGCGGUGCAAGGAGAAGUGGGAGAACAUCAACAAGUACUUCAAGAAGGUCAAGGAGAGCAGCCGGAAGCGCCCCGAGGACUCCAAGACCUGCCCCUACUUCCACCAGCUCGACGCGCUCUACCGCACCAAGGCGCUCGCAUCCUCCUCCUCCUCCUCCGGCGUCCAUGCGCCCGCGCUUGCACCAGCGCCAUCCCCGGCUCGCGUGGAGCCCGCCGCGGUCACCGUGCUUUCGCCGGUGCCGCUGUCUUCCCAGACGCCGCCACCUGCGGCGCAGCACGUCGAGCACGGGGCCAAGAACGUGAUCACCAACGGCAACGGCCAUGGGAACGGGAACGGCGCGGCCAUGCAAGUGAAGGCGAGCAACGGCUCCGGUGCUGCGGCGAUGUUCCCCUCCCCCGUCCAUGCCGCAGGCAACGCCGGCAACAACAACGGCACGGCGACGAACAAACUGGAACUGAAGCAAGAAGGCAUCGCGAAGGAGACGGCACCGGUGCAGCCGGCCGUGGCCAUGAACCACAGCUACGGGCGCAACGACAGGAGGGACGUCUACGACCUGGACAGCGACAGCAUGGACGAGGACGAGGAGGACGACUUCGACGACGACGACGACGAUGAGGAAGACGACGACGCCGUCCCCGGCGGCCGCAACAUCAACAUGCCGCCGGCGCAGUACGACGCCCACUUCCUCCAAAGGCAGCAUCAGCAGCAACAACAUCAGAACCACAACCACAACGUCGUCCGGCCCAACGCGGCGAACGGCAGCGGCAACCCGCCGGCGGGCAACGCGGCAGCUUCGUCGGCAGCGGCGGCAACAAGUGGGACGCCAUUCCUGGCCAUGGUCCAGUGACGACGAUCGAGCAAGACGACGACGACGACGCUAGCGCUACAAACCAAGAAACGCCAGGUGGUACCGAUCUCGAUCGACCCCUCUCUCAUGGCCCAUAAUACGGAUCUACAUCUCCACAUGCAUGCCCACUUGAUGUCUUGAUCGAUACCCCCUGCCUGCCUGCCUGCCGGUGCUAGCUAGGUAAAAACCCAGACCUGAAAAACCCUACACAGAAAUUACUUUUGCUCCUUCCAAUCCAAUCCAACAACCCUAAAUUAUUUCCAUUAUUGUUAUUAUUAUUCCUGGUGCACAUAUAUAUAUAUGGGCGGCGUAUACAUGAUGUACAUGUCACAUAUCUUCACCACACUGUACGUAGAGGCAUGGUAAAUUAAAAGGCGUGGGAAUUUCCGUUCUUUUUUUUAUUUUGAUGAAGAUACUUUUGGAGUUACCAUUUUUGUCUAAAAAAAAGUUACUGUCUAGCAUGUGUCAUGUAAGAAUUUUGUGAUCUUGUUAAAUGUUAAUGACUGUCAAGAACUUUA
Messenger RNA from Aegilops tauschii subsp. strangulata, 3284 nucleotides. RefSeq names its product trihelix transcription factor GTL1. The record is from RefSeq and is a predicted model, not a curated record. Lineage: Eukaryota; Viridiplantae; Streptophyta; Magnoliopsida; Poales; Poaceae.